AUGGAGCCGCUAAGCGAGAAUGGGCUCUGUUUAUCAGAGCUUGAACUCCACGGAGGCGGACAUUUGCACGAGUCAGUGGCCGCGUCGGUGGGGUCCGCGAUAUCCAGCCUCAUGGCCCCUCUUCAUCAUGAGCCACAACAUACGCCCCUGCAUCAUGCUCCGCCGUUACAUCAUGAACCGCUGGAAAAACUUAAGUUAUGGGCAGAGACGGGAGAAUUUCGGGACAGUGGUCACUCAUCGCUAGCUUCGGGUGGAUCAGGAGUGGACCAGUCUUCACUAUAUGCACCUCCUAGGCCGAGACGCGACCGCAAACCCACCGAUGACGGAAAUCGUCCCUUAACGUCGGAGCCCACGAUAAAGACGGAGUCAACGACCCCUGGCGUUGGUCCCGACGAACCCUCUAUGGACGACAAGGGUGACAAGAAAAAUAAGCGACAACGCCGACAAAGAACACAUUUCACCAGCCAACAGCUGCAGGAGCUUGAAGCGACUUUCUCCAGGAACCGCUAUCCCGAUAUGUCGACGCGCGAGGAAAUUGCUAUGUGGACAAACCUUACUGAAGCUAGAGUUAGGGUAUGGUUUAAAAAUCGAAGAGCGAAAUGGCGAAAACGUGAAAGAAACGCGAUGAAUGCUGCCGCUGCGGCCGCUGUGGAUUUCAAGAACGGCUUCAGCACCCAAUUCAACGGUCUAAUGCAGCCGUUCCCCGAUACAGACGCGCUCUAUUCAUCUUACCCUUACAACAACUGGGCCGCGAAAGUACCGAGCCCUCUAGGUACCAAGAGCUUUCCUUGGCCGGUAAAUCCUUUAGGCGGCGUGGUUCCAGCUAGUCAUCACCAGGGAUCGGUAAAUUGUUUCAACACCGCGACAUCGAUGGGAGGCGUCGGGGGUGGAGGUAUGGCAGUGGCAGGGUCGGCAGGUGGAGGAGUCGCGCCAUGUCCCUACACAGCUCCACCUAACCCCUACAGUAUGUACCGAGCUGAGCCGUGCACGGCAAUGUCAUCGUCGAUAGCGUCGCUGCGACUAAAGGCAAAACAACACUCUUCAGGCUUUAGCGGAGGGUACGGUGCGGUGUCGCCGGUUUCGCGCGCAGGCUCAGCACCGCUGGCCGCAUGCCAAUACGCGGGCGGCGUGGGGGUGUCGGACCGAGUGCUCUGA
This is a messenger RNA of Arctia plantaginis, 1155 nucleotides long. The record is from the annotation of a GenBank genome assembly. NCBI's taxonomy places the organism in Eukaryota, Metazoa, Arthropoda, Insecta, Lepidoptera, Erebidae.